GCCGUUCGCAUUACCGGGUCAUGCUCCGGUUCGGUUCUGACAACAUUGUUAUAAAUAGAGCAUUUACUCCGGUGGGUGGGGGGAUCGGAUUUUUCGGAGACUAUCACUAAAAACAUCAAUUUCUCUCUCUGAUCUAACUUCUCUCAAUCCCCUUCUUUGGUGUCGUUACCCUCCCAACUGAUUAAGUGUUCGUACUGCUUAUUCUUCUCACCAAAUUUAUCCCUCCCCCCCCCCCCAAGUCUCCCUCCUACACUCAGUCAGACUCAAACAAUUGGCGCUCACCGUGGGGCCGAGUAGAGAAGCAGUAGAAAAUCAACCAAUGGCGGAACACACCCCCGACUCACCUGACGAGGUGACGCCCAUCAAGGCAAUGACGAACCCAAGGAUGUUCGCGGAAACCAGUAAUCUAAACGCGGUACUCAUUGAAGAAGAAGAAGAGCCCGAGCUAACAACCAAAGAAAUGAGGCAACAAAUGGCGAAGCAAAACGAAGUCAUAGCCAAUAUGCAAAAAAAGAUGAGCCAAGUUAUAGCACUCAUGAUGAGCAAGGAGGCCGUGCCAACAGCACAUAUGGAACCAACCGCGCCGAGACAGGCGGCAGGUGGAGCGCCAGAACCUGUCCCAGCACCAGAGCUUGUCACACUGCCACAAUAGAUGCUGGACGCAUCACCCGCACGUGAAGUGCAACAAGCGGAGCUGCGGGGCAGGGCGGACCUCAGCUUCUUGGAGCAACAUCUAUCUCCACAGUACCGCCCUCACCCACCCAGAAGAAUUCUCCAUCAACCAUUGAGCGUGGAAAUCAUGGCGGAACACCUAAGCGGAAUGUCGCCCGCCCUCCAACAUAUAACGGGACCACUUACCCGGAGGACCAUGUCAGUACAUUUUUCCUCAGGAUGCAACUCCAGACAAAUUCCAAUGCGGCGCUAUGCAGAACCUUUCCAUCAACAUUCUCCGGCAUAUACCUCGAUUAGUACAACAGACUUCCUAACGGGAUCAUCCGCUCAUUCGAAGAGUUCAUACUCUUGUUCACCACUAAGUUUGCGUCACAAAAAAGAAGACCACUCCACCUCAAGGCCUUGUUCGACAUUAGGCAAAAAGAUGGGGAAAGCUUACAGGCAUUCUACACCAGGUGGUCUAGGGUGGCAAUGGCCGUGCAGGACCUUACCCCCGAAACCGCCGCCCAUCACCUCAUGGACGCUACCACCAACAUGGAACUCAAGCGGGCAUUAGCAAAAAGGCCAGUCACACUUUUGACAGAACUAAAGGUCAAAAUCAAGAAGGCCGUCACGCUGGAGGAAACUUUGGGCGCGGGUUCUAUCAGGCGCUUCGAACCCUCAAAGCCGCCUAGAGAAGAUCAGGGGCGGAAGCAGCUCCCAUUGUCGCGGGAGCAGUUGGUACAGUCGCAUAGCGGGCCAAGACGACCACCCACCCCGCCAGACAAAUUGCGCGAAGGCGUUCACCAGACAGACGCCCACAAAAUGUCAUGCCCGCCUACACACCACUCAACGAUUCAGUAAAAAAUGUGUUUCACGUGCUCCGCGAGAAAGGAUACAAAAUCAACUGGCCCGCACCUGUCAAAGCUGCACCACACGUGGUAUCGAAGACGACCCGAAACAAAUCACUGCAGUCCAACAGCUGCGAGCGCCGAGGAGUGCAUUAGAGAUACAAUCUUUGAGCGGCAAGAUAGCGGCACUAGAAAGAUUCAUACCAUGGUCAGCUGACAAGUGCGCCCCUUUCUUUAAGACGCUUAAAAGCGGCCCGCGAUUCGCAUGGUCCAAAGAGUGUGAAGCGGCUUUUAAAAAAACUCAAGUCAUAUCUUAUAUUCCCCCCUGUAUUAACCGCCCUGUAAUGAAAAACUUUUUCUGUAUCUUGCCGUGUCGACAAGAGUUGUGAGCGCGGUACUAAUAUCCACGAGAGACGACCAGAUUGAGCGGCCCGUGUAUUACACGUCGCAAAAUCUUGUUAGCGCGGAAACAAGAUAAUCCCCAAUAGAGAGAGCCGCCCUCGCGCUGGUGAGCAUGUCGCAAAAAUUACGCCCCUAUUUCCAAGCACACCCAAUCACCGUCCUGACCAACCUUUCGCUGAAAAAGAUCCUGACCUCAAUAGAAGUGUCCGGGCGAAUGGUUAAAUGGGCGGUCGAGUUGUCAGAGUACGCCAUCUAAUACGCUCCAAGACCAGGAAUAAAAGCUUAGAUUCUAGCAGAUUUCAUCGCUGAAGGAGUCACUCUCGAUACAACACCAGAAGGAGUAUGAGAGGUUUACGUGGACGGCGUGACGAGCAAACAUGGAGCCGGAGCGGGUGUCGUCGUGUGCACCCCGACGAGCGUCGUCCAGGAAAUAGCAAUAUGAUUCAGAGCGUUGAAAACAAAUAACGCAGCCGAGUAUGAGGCCAUCUUGGCGGGAAUGACGGCCGCCAACGACUUGCGCACAAGAACGAUCAGGGUUCUAUCCGAUUCUUUGCUGGCAGUCAACCAAAAGAGGACACGCUCGCGCAUUACAUGGAGCGUGUAAACCAACGGGCAAGUACCUUUGAAGCGGUGACCUAUGUGCAAAUACCAAGGGAGGAAAACAUGCAUGCAGACACGAUAUCCAAGUUAGCAACCGCCACCGAUUUUGAAUCAACACGCCUAGUCUCG
Messenger RNA from Linum trigynum, 2633 nucleotides. NCBI's taxonomy places the organism in Eukaryota, Viridiplantae, Streptophyta, Magnoliopsida, Malpighiales, Linaceae. The record is from the annotation of a GenBank genome assembly.